CAGAAACAAAUGUCAGUGAGGUGGCGAAGACUUGGGUUUCUUUGUGAAUAAACCAAAACUUGGCGAGGUUGAGGACACUCCAAACAGAAUUGCUUUUGCGGAUGGAGGCACAGUAUUGUUGUCCCUACAAUUAGUAAUAGACUCGCAGAUUCGGGCUUCAGCUCUCUCCCUGGCUCAUCAUCACUUCUUAACGACGACGACAAAAAAAACUCUCAACCCUGUUUCUGAUCAGCUUCUCUCCUUCUUUCUUCCAGGGCGACGACUCUCGUCGUCUGAAUUGGGGUGUGUGAAAAUCGAAGUGUAGAGGUUUGAAAUUAGGGGUUUGUAUUUGAAUAGUUAUGGAUGGGAAUAAGGAUGAUGCUUCUAGGUGUUUGAGAAUCGCCAAAGACGCCAUUGUUUCUGGUGAUAAAGAACGAGCGUUGAAAUUUAUCAAGAUGGCUAAGCGUCUUAAUCCAAGUCUCUCUGUUGAUCAACUUGUUGCUGCUUGUGACAAUCUGGGUUCAGUUUCAAAGAAUCCGUCUCUUGACGAAAAGCUCGAAACUGCGGAUGGUGAUGAUAAGAUUGAGACUGGAAAGGGUGAUGAGAGAAAGAAGUAUACUGAGGAAAAUGUUGAGUUGGUUAGGAAUGUAAAUAGGAACAGCGACUACUACGCGAUUUUGGGUUUAGAGAAGAACUGUUCGGUUGAAGAGAUUAGAAAAGCUUAUAGGAAGUUGUCUUUGAAAGUUCAUCCGGAUAAGAACAAGGCACCUGGUUCAGAGGAGGCGUUUAAGAAAGUUUCCAAAGCGUUUACGUGUUUGAGUGAUGGUAACUCGAGAAGCCAGUAUGAUCAGGUGGGGUUUGUUGAUGAGUUUGAUCAUGUUCAGAGGUGGAAUCGUAGAAUCAAGCAAACCACACUGGCAUACCUCAGCUCAAGUAUGCCAGUGUGGGGACAACAGCAGAGCCUUGCGGAGAGGUACAAAUUGUUGAGGAAGAUGUACCCCUGAGGACUCCCAGGGAUGCGUUUGGAAAACUGCUACCGUUAAGCAAGUUGCAAGGUCGCUCACCCUUUAGUGCAAUGUCGUUAUCUACACCUCUUAAAGAUAUGGACGCUCAGUCAGUAGCAAAUUCUGAAGAAUGUUUCGAAAGUGCUCUUUCUCCUUCAGAAAAAAGACAAUUAUUCAGUAGUUGACUCAAUAUUUUAUAACUCGGCAAGUAAUGAUGAUGAUCUAGUAGUAAGCACAUCAGAGAUGCAAUCUAGUGGGUCUAACCCAUACAGCUCUAGAUCCAUGGGAUGGGUUUAGUAUUUGCUAUUACUGGUUAUCUUGACUCUUGACUGUAUUUAUAUUUUGGCAGUCUAAAGAGGGCAAAGAGAAGGCGACUCAGUGAGAAAGCUAAGGAAGCUCACGUUGAAGACAUUUCAUCAACUACACCUUCUGCAAGCCAACUCUGAUUAUAGGACUAAUUAGAGAUGAGUUGAUAUUUUGGGAUUUUAUAACCUAUUGGUUAGGUUAUUUUUUUGGAUGUAACCUUAUGAUAUUUUGUCUAUGUUCAACCUAGAUAACAAUCAAUUGUUAACCGUUUGGUUUAUUAUU
Camelina sativa (false flax) is the source of this 1571-nucleotide messenger RNA. Its product is annotated as chaperone protein dnaJ 49-like. Gene Ontology annotation, biological process: cellular response to misfolded protein. Gene Ontology annotation, cellular component: endoplasmic reticulum membrane. The record is from RefSeq and is a predicted model, not a curated record. Gene Ontology annotation, molecular function: Hsp70 protein binding. NCBI's taxonomy places the organism in Eukaryota, Viridiplantae, Streptophyta, Magnoliopsida, Brassicales, Brassicaceae.